AUGCCUUCGAAACCAAAGAAGGCCAAGGCUUUGCAGCAGAAAGCGAGAGCUACUCAGCGGGGCAAUGGCAAUGGCAACGGAUCUUCCUAUGGCGCGCGAAGCAGUCUAGAGACCUCAGUUGUGCCAUUUGAUGGUGCUGCCGCUCCCAGGCGUGGUCAUAAUGGUCAUAAUGGCUUCACGUUGCAAGAGGAGGCGCGAAAUACCGAGCGUCAUCAGUCUUCCUGGAAUACCGACCAGAGGCUUCGAUACAACAAAGUUGACUUUGUCAGCGCUGGUUCACUUGAUACGCGGGAGCUGGAGGAGGAUCCGGAAACCACUCUCGCGAAGAUGACCUUAGAUUCACCUCGAGAAGACUUGGAAGCCUCAGGUGAGGAACCCAUUCGAGAUCCAACACCUGUGGACCCAAGCCCACUCGUUGAGGAGCAAUCAUCAGCCUACUUUGUUGUCGAUACCCUGGGCGAACCUGUCAGUACUGGCUUGGCUCUCCCACGAGUCCGAUCUUCCUCUCCUACGCCUUCAAACUCCAGCGAAGAGGUCAUAUUGUUUGGCGGACGAGACCUGAAAGGCAAGGGUAUCUCGAGAGAAAGGAAGGCCCGCAAGCCACAGAGUGCUUCCAUUGAUACAAAAAUCAAGAUAGUCGAAGACCAGAUCCACGUACGAGAGAGCUUACUCGAGGAGGUCUUGCGAGAGAAGAGUUCCCCUCCCAGAUCGUUCCAAUCGCAAAGCCAAGCACCAGUAUUGAAUCAAAACCGAAGUCUUCCAAUCCGAGGGCCUAGACGAAAUAGGCACCAAACCGACGAGGACGCAAUAAUCGCCGACUACAUAGCCAAUAUGGACAAGGACGACGACCUCCUAAGCAAUAACACUUUCCGCCCCCGCGAAUUGGAAGGUGCUGAAAAUGCAGUCUGGCAGUACGAGAUGUCUGAAUCUUCUGAAGAACCCAUUCCAGAUAGCGUCGAGCCAGUCCAAGGUGGUUGGGAGCGUUCAGACAUCUGUGACUUCGAUGAAUUGAGUACAUCUGAUGAAGUUAUGGGUACUGUGCAAGAAAUUCUAUCCAAGAGAGAGCGGGAAUCGGGGGUUCAAUACCUCGUUGUCUGGGAGCAUCAGACCACUGAUGACGCUAGAUGGGUUCCUGUCACUACCUUAACUGCUAUCGGUGCUCUGUCGCUUAUUGAACUGUUCGAGGCUGAAGAAAAGCUUGUCGCCGAAUUUAUGGACCAAGGGGAUGAGGAUACUAGCGACUCGGAAGAUGACGCUGAUAUCUAUGAUAGUGGAGGUGAUGAAGAGGAUGACGAUUUAGUGCAACGGAAGAUUGAUCGUAUGAGUGAUGAGCAGAUAGCAAGAAUGCUAACGAAGCAAGAAGAGCUAGGCAUGGGCUCAAGUGAGCUUUUAUUGUUUGGCGGCGAAGCUGAUGCUGGGGAUGAUAUUGAAGAUAAUUUGGAUAUGGAUGUUCCAGAGACUGUACUAGAUCCCUUCUUACUUGGUCCAACAUUGGAUCAAUACAGUGGUCGCGGUGCGAGACGUCCACGAGGCGAUUUUCCCUCGGCGAGUGCACUGGCAGAUUCUUAUGAUGGAUUUGACGUUAUGGAUUUCGACCGGCCGAGCCUCAAGAAGAAACCCAAGGGUCGCAAAGGCAAGAUUUCUUUCGAUCUGUCUGACUCGGAAUUUGAAGCGUCCAUGCAAGUGGCGGUUGAAAAUGACCGACUCAAGAAGAAAGCAAGAAAGCAGGAGCGAGAAGAACUUCGGGCUCAAGGCCUACUAGGAAACAAGAACGGCAAACCUGAUCUAAAGCAAAAGUUCAAGGAAGGAAUGAGUAUUCACGACGUCAAGGAUCAGAUUAAAGGCUUCUUGAUGGGUUCCAAUACUACACUUUCUCUUCCUCCCAUGGCUAAAGCAGAUCGGAAGGUUGUUCACGAGCUAGCCGCCGCCUUUAAUCUAAAAUCAAAGUCUGUUGGUGGUGGAAAGUCCCGUGCUCCUAUUCUCACGAGGACAAGUCGAACUCCGCGCUAUCUAGAGAGCAAUUUUGACGCUGUCGAAGCGCGCCUGAGUCGGUGUUACCUUCCUCGAAUGGAUGUUGGCCACAAGCAGCGCGUUCAGCGAGCUCCCCGAGGCGGCAACAACGCUGGUGUUAGUUACAGAGAUGGUGACAUCGUUGGAGGAUCCGCACCAGAGCUUGGAGUGGAAAAUAGGGGCCGAGCCAUGCUGGAGAAGAUGGGUUGGAGUACUGGUACUGCUUUGGGUGCUCUUAACAACAAGGGCAUCUUACAGCCUGUCUCUCACGUUGUGAAGACCACAAAGGCCGGAUUGGGAUAA
Lachnellula hyalina is the source of this 2313-nucleotide messenger RNA. It is a transcript of the gene SQS1, whose product is annotated as Protein SQS1. The record is from RefSeq and is a predicted model, not a curated record. Gene Ontology annotation, molecular function: nucleic acid binding. Bases 1 to 2313 code for a protein of 770 amino acids. The transcript is spliced from 3 exons. NCBI's taxonomy places the organism in Eukaryota, Fungi, Ascomycota, Leotiomycetes, Helotiales, Lachnaceae.